UUAUAUUGGAGAAGAAAAUAUGUCGGGGGACAGGAUCAACGUUUUCCCUUCAAGGAUGGCCUUGACCAUCAUGAAGGGAAGACUGAAGGGAGCACAGAAGGGCCACAGUUUGCUGAAAAAGAAAGCAGAUGCAUUGACAUUGCGAUUCAGAAUGAUUCUCAAGAAAAUUAUUGAGACAAAGGUGCGAAUGGGAGAAGUGAUGAGAGAGGCAGCAUUUUCACUGGCAGAAGCAAAGUUUACUUCGGGAGAUUUCGGGCAUAUUGUAUUACAGAAUGUCAACAAAGCUCAGCUGAAAGUGAGGUCAAAGAAAGAAAAUGUGGCAGGUGUACAGCUUCCCGUGUUUGAACACUACCAGGAUGGUGCUGACAGUUAUGAGCUGACGGGCUUAUCAAGGGGUGGACAACAAAUUGACAGACUUAAGAAAAACUAUGCCACAGCUAUCAAACUGCUUGUAGAACUUGCUUCGUUACAAACAUCCUUCGUAACCUUAGACGAGGUGAUCAAAAUCACAAACAGGAGAGUGAACGCUAUUGAGCAUGUUAUCAUUCCUCGUAUUGAACGAACUCUUGCCUACAUCACCACAGAAUUGGAUGAGCGUGAGCGUGAGGAGUUUUACAGGUUGAAGAAGAUACAAGAGAAGAAGAAGAAAAUGAAAGCUGUUGCUGAUGAAAAGUUGAAGGCACGAAAGGCGAAAGGCGAACUCAUUGAGGAUGCAGCCAAUUUGUUGGAGGAAGGUCGAGAUGAAGAUCUGUUGUUUACAGACUGACCCAUGGUCGUUAACCAUUGUAGGAAUUUGUACAUACAAAGAUGCUAGUCCAAUCACCUGUUAUAGGUUUAGUUAAAUAGAGCUGUAAGAAUGCUAGACAACCUGUCAAACCAAUCUAGAUUGAAUGGACACGUCAGGGUAAAGUAUGAAGGGUAGCUUUGCUAUGACAGGUCACCCGUUGUCAUCGUUUUAAAUUACUUUGUCUUCAGAACAAUCUGGUUUAAUAUUUAACCUUUAGCUUGCUAGUUGGUGGGAUAUGAUAUUUUCAAAAAUAUAUGCAUAUUGGAUUUUCAUAUGGCUGUGAUUGAGCCAGUGAUUUCCAUGUAUUAUUUUAUAACUUUACUCUGACAGGACUGAUAACAUUACUGUCAAUCAACGAUUCAUUCCUUAUCAAAACAAUUGUUUUUUUGUGAAAUCCUCAUGUGAUUAGUUAGUAGUUUGGCAUUAAGUCAGUAUUGUGCAUCUAGACCUGUUUUUUUUCCUAGUGUUAUCCAGAUAGUUAGCUAUAUAAUGGAAUUGUAUCUCAUCUAUCCCUGAUCAUUUGGUCUCUAUAACAUUGACUCACAUCAGUUGUCAUUUGUUCAUGGAGAUAUUUAUCAGAUGUCAAAGUCUAACCCAGACCUGUAAGGCCAUUAAUAUAAGAUCAAGGUCUGGAGGCUCUUUAGUCUAGGGUCCAGACCUAGAGGUCCUUUAGUCUGGGAUCCAGACCAGGAGAUCCUUUAGUCUGGGAUCCAGACCUAGAGGUCCUUUAGUCUGGGAUCCAGACCAGGAGAUCCUUUAGUCUGGGAUCGAGACCAGGAGAUCCUUUAGUCUGGGAUCCAGACCAGGAGAUCCUUUAGUCUGGGAUCUAGAGGUCCUUUAGUCUGGGAUCCAGACCUGGAGAUCCUUUAAUCUGGGAUCCAGACCUAGAGUCCUUUAGUCUGGGAUCCAGACCAGGAGAUCCUUUAGUCUGGGAUCCAGACCUGGAGAUCCUUUAGUCUGGGAUCCAGACUUGGAGGCUCUUUAGUUUAAGGUACAGACCUGGAGAUCCUUUAGUCUGGGAUACAGACCUUGAGGUCCUGAAAAUCUCUGGAUAUGCAGUCAUUAUUGGUCCCAAUCACAAAAAUAGCAAAUCAGUAAUUUUUGUGUUGAAGAAAAUAGUAAGAAAAUGUCCUUUUCUACAUUCUGGACAACAAAAACUUAGACUUUUUCAAAUGUUUCUUAAGAUGGAAAACUCAUUGCUGGUUUCCGCUUCAUAUGAUCUACAGAAAAUAGUGUUGUACAUUUGUAAUAUUGCUUCUUUCAGUCAUUCCGUAAGUCCAGUUAUCUUACAGUAAGAAAUGAUAGCUGGAGUUGUUUAGCUGGAGGGUGAAGGGAUUUGAUGUGAAGUAGAAGUCUUUGUCUGUGAUGUUACAUUUUGUUAUGAGGCGUAUUAACUUUGUUUCCAAUUUGUAAAAUUAUUUACAACUUAAUGUGUUGAAACAAGGACUUGUGACAACACUGGUUCCCAAACUAGAGAGAGUGGUGAUAGACAUCAGUCAAUAUGCAUGACAAAACCAGUAACUAAAGGUAUCAGCUCGGACAUGUUGAAUUGUCGUUGCAAAAACAAUGAAUAAAGAGACUUUAAAAAUAUGAAAGAGAAAACUGGAACAAAUACAAAGAAAUUUAGCUUCAUUUUGGCCGUUCGAUAUUGGUGCAUGUAUACUUGUACUAAUGUUUUCCAGUUUAUCUCCUAUUACCAGGAUGAGGAAAGUAAUUUCAUUACUUUGGAGCAGGUUGACAUCAAAUAUUUCCAAAUCAUUGUAUCAUCUCAUAUAGCCAAAAGGGUAUGAGUGGUAAUAUGGGAGAUUUUUUAAUUUGUUGAGCAUCAGUACAUAUUUCUGAUAUUAGAGGUAUUUAAUUACGAAUUUGUUGAUCUUAUAAGUGAUCUGUAUGAUUUAAUAUUGAUAAUAUAAUCAGUUUGGACGAUUGUUAGGGUACAUGUGGUAUACAUUGUAUUAAAAAAACCUGUAUGAAGAAA
This is a messenger RNA of Ylistrum balloti, 2765 nucleotides long. RefSeq names its product V-type proton ATPase subunit D-like. The record is from RefSeq and is a predicted model, not a curated record. The transcript is spliced from 7 exons. Gene Ontology annotation, molecular function: proton-transporting ATPase activity, rotational mechanism. Lineage: Eukaryota; Metazoa; Mollusca; Bivalvia; Pectinida; Pectinidae. The coding region runs from base 20 to 766 and encodes 248 amino acids. Gene Ontology annotation, cellular component: proton-transporting V-type ATPase complex.